AUGAUCACAUCAUACCGGACAUGGGAAAGCUGGCAUGAACCCCGGGCAGUCAAGGCAUGGACCACGGCACUGGUGCCGCUGGCCGAGGAGGAGGCCAAGGAGGAGGAAGAGGAGGAAGAGGAGGAAGACGAGGAAGAGGAGGAAGAGGCCGAGGAAUCGUUUGAGAUUACAGUCUUUGACGAGGCACAUGCUGCGGAACCCGACCUCUAG
Aspergillus tubingensis is the source of this 210-nucleotide messenger RNA. RefSeq names its product polygalacturonase. Bases 1 to 210 code for a protein of 69 amino acids. NCBI's taxonomy places the organism in Eukaryota, Fungi, Ascomycota, Eurotiomycetes, Eurotiales, Aspergillaceae. The record is from RefSeq and is a predicted model, not a curated record. The transcript has 2 exons.